ACGACUCUCUUGUCAAAAACAACAGACUUAUUCAUUUCUCCCCAUACCCCUUGCCACCAGUUCUAGAUGAUGAUGCCUUUUCCAGAAAUAGCCGUCAGUUCUACCGUUUCGGUCGAAACUACCCUCCUUAUCAAGAUAAAAGGUUUCUUCGCUUCGGCAGAUCACAGCCGGCACUUGACGAAUAUUUGCUACUUCAGCAAUUACGCCAAUCUCCGCUCAGAAAAAGGAGAUCACAGGAUUUAGAUGUCAAAGAUGGGCUUCUGCACAGGACUGCCCGCUCAGCGGACAAGAAGCAGCAGCCAACCAAUACCGAAUUAGGGAAAGAUCUGCAAAAGAGGGAAACAAAUAAGGACAAUGUAAAUAUUAAUGAGAACCUGUCGCGAGAGAUUGUUGCAAGCGAGGAGCAGGAUCUGAAUAAACGAUUCAUGAGGUUCGGAAAACGGUUUAUGAGGUUUGGAAGAGGAGACGAAGAUGAAAGCUAUGAUAAAAGGUUCAUGAGGUUCGGGAAAAGCUUAGGCGAAGAUCAGAAUUCCGAUAAACGGUUCAUGAGGUUCGGAAAACGAUUUAUGAGAUUUGGAAGAGGCGACGAGGAGGAAUCUAGCGAAGAAAAGAGGUUCAUGAGGUUUGGGAAGAGUGGAAAAGAGGACGGAGAUGUUGACAAGAGAUUCAUGAGGUUCGGCAAGCGAUUUAUGAGAUUUGGACGCGGAAGUACAGAUGAAGACAGUGACAGCUUUGACAAAGACAUCGAAGACAAACGGUUUAUGCGGUUCGGCAAAAGAAAUAGAAGAUCACAACAUAUGAUGACUGAAAAUCUGCGACACAAUGAGAAUUUGGAGACGGAAAAGAUACACGCAAAGAAAACAGAGAACAAUGGCUACAUCAGGUUUGGCCGAAACGAUCCCUUCUUGAGGUUUGGUAAAAAGAACGACCCUUUCCUUCGAUUUGGCAAACAAGACCCGUUCUUGAGGAUCGGCAAACAGGAUCCGUUUCUGAGGUUUGGCCGUCAAGACCCGUUUUUGAGGAUCGGAAAACAAGACCCAUUCUUGAGGAUCGGAAAACAGGAUCCGUUCCUGAGGAAUGAUCCUUAUCUGAGGUUCGGUAGGAAUGACCCGUACUUGAGGUUUGGAAGGAAUGAUCCCUUUCUUAGAUUUGGCAAAAGUUUUGAUGGUCAGAUAGAGUCAGGAGUGGAUGCAGUUACAUUGUCCAGGUAUUUGUUUCUGUGUGUGGUACAGUUAACUGAUUAA
Molecule: messenger RNA, 1244 nt
Organism: Candidula unifasciata
Lineage: Eukaryota; Metazoa; Mollusca; Gastropoda; Stylommatophora; Geomitridae
Source: the annotation of a GenBank genome assembly